AUAAGUCAGUUGCGAACGUCGUUGAUCGAUAAGGCAGCGCAUGCAAGUCGAGCGGAUCUUGAACUGUUGCAGGCUCAGUCAUCCUUACUGAUUACUCAUGCACAGUGUUCAGAUCGAGCGAAUGAGACUACAACUCUGCGGAGUGACCAACAAGAACCCUUCAAGGCCGGUAUCGUACCAUGGCGAGGAUCUACUCGAACGAAUGAUAAAACCGAAGUUGAACUUCUUGUUGCCAUUCAAGUUGCAUGGUCAACGCGUGGACAAGCAUCGACGUUCCGAAACACAGAAUAUGGAAGCAGAAGUUGA
Molecule: messenger RNA, 306 nt
Organism: Anisakis simplex (herring worm)
Lineage: Eukaryota; Metazoa; Nematoda; Chromadorea; Rhabditida; Anisakidae
Source: the annotation of a GenBank genome assembly